GGCAGUGGGCCAAAGCCCGGCCUGCUAUAAAAGGGAGCGGACACUGAGCCCUGCACAUCUUCUGCCAACUCAGUUUCAGGGAGACCUGGUGGGUCAGACUCUUAGGCACCAUGCUGACAGAACUGGAGAGUGCCAUGAACUGCCUCAUUGACGUUUACCACAAGUACUCCCUGGAGAAGGGGAACUACCAUGCCCUCUACAGGGAUGACUUGAAGAAAUUGUUAGAGACAGAAUGCCCUCGGUACCUGAAGAAAAAGGAUGCAGAUACCUGGUUCAAAGAGUUGGAUAUCAAUAGUGAUGGCGCAAUUAACUUCGAGGAGUACCUCAUACUCGUGAUAAAGGUGGGCGUGGCCAGCCACGAAGACAUUCACCAGGAGUAGCAGAGCCCUGGGCCCUGGGGCUGUCCCUGCCAAAUAAUAAAGUCGUUGUUGAUACCUCA
Lontra canadensis (Northern American river otter) is the source of this 439-nucleotide messenger RNA. RefSeq names its product S100 calcium binding protein A8 (gene S100A8). Gene Ontology annotation, cellular component: cytoplasm. NCBI's taxonomy places the organism in Eukaryota, Metazoa, Chordata, Mammalia, Carnivora, Mustelidae. Gene Ontology annotation, molecular function: calcium ion binding. The transcript has 3 exons. The coding region runs from base 111 to 380 and encodes 89 amino acids. Gene Ontology annotation, biological process: response to lipopolysaccharide; neutrophil chemotaxis; leukocyte migration involved in inflammatory response. The record is from RefSeq and is a predicted model, not a curated record.